Papaver somniferum (opium poppy) is the source of this 3324-nucleotide messenger RNA. RefSeq lists its product as uncharacterized. The coding region runs from base 1508 to 2500 and encodes 330 amino acids. The transcript is spliced from 2 exons. The record is from RefSeq and is a predicted model, not a curated record. NCBI's taxonomy places the organism in Eukaryota, Viridiplantae, Streptophyta, Magnoliopsida, Ranunculales, Papaveraceae.
CCAAGAAUGAAAAUUAGGUCUCUUGUUAGAAACAAAAAGGGGAUCGAGUUCUGCAGCAGUUCGAGCCAUGAAAUGCUAGUUCUCUUGCCACCAGCCAAGGGUCCGACGGUCAUUUAUCAGAGAUAAAAAUCUCCAUUCAAAACCAACCAAGGUGUACGAGUGUUGUGGUGUUUAUGAACAGAGUUCAAUGGAGACUUGGAUCAAAUUCUGGAGUUAACAAUUGGUCGGGAGAAGCUGUUGUAGAGAUGGAUUCUCUCCGGUGUUUGGGGUGAAUCAGUGUCUCAAGUUCGCGAAGAAGUUAUAGCUCAGGUUGCAGGCUGAGUUGGGAUUCAAAAUGAUGAAAAGUUGGUGGAGUUUGAAGACUAAUUGAACCAGAGAAGAUAAUGAUGCCGCUGUUGAUGUUGGGGACUGAAUUUAAGUGUGUUUGAACGAUUGAAUGAUUGGGUUUAUGUUGAACGUGAAAUUGUCACAGGGAAGGUCUCUCUCCAUCAAAUGUGUGGCUUAGAAAUCACUAGCAACGCUCUCCCUCCAUUAACAGAGUCAGUGCACACAGAGUGUUCGAUUAAAGGCCUGAAAGACCUUUUCUUUACCACUUCAAGCUCAGCUGCUGUGACUUAUUCUGGGGAUUAAUAGUGGUGCUUGUGUGGAUGUGUACAGUGGGUUUUAAUUUCAGAAGUCUGGUGAAGGACUUAAUGAAGCCAUGGCUGUUGGUGUACACAGGGCUGUUUGGCAGAAACCUGAGAUGAACAAGGAAGUCGGGUAUAAGCUGAAUUCAGUAAUGGAAGCAAAGGUGAUUAUGGAGAUGUGGUUCAAACUUGUGGCAGUCUGACUGAGUUUACUGAAACCCAGUUGAGAAGAGAGCAAGAUCAUGGGUUUGUUUAUGGCAGCCAAGUUACUGGAAUUCCGUGGAGUUUGGAGUAUUGGGUUGUAUUUCAGCCGGCAAAACAAUGAGGAAACUGAACUGAUGUUGCUAGUUAGCCAUGGUUCAUGGCAGAGGUGGUUUAGCUUAACUUUAGUGGGGGUUCUGAUCUUACUUUGAUGCCAGUAGGUCAUUGGAAGAAGGUGACUCUCUGUAGCUGGUUACCGCGAGCCUAUGGGGCUAUGUGUGAAGGGUACUGGCGCUGGCUAUCAACAACAGGAAAAGAAGAUUUUGGGUAUGAAUCAGGAGAAGAUUUGGGUCCGUUAGAUUCGAAAUUGCAGGACAAGGUACCAUAAAUCAUUGGUUUUGCGUGUGCACAAUUGGGAAUAAGAGGUAAGUCUCUAAACGAGUUGUGUGCAUAAGUUUUCAAGAUAUAUCCUUUUGGGAACAAUACAUAUGGUUCACAAGACCAAGCAUACUAUGGUAAUAAUUCUAUUUUCAAUCUCACUCUUACAAUAUCUUCCAACCAUAUGUGGGAUAUAAUCAAAACCAAUCUUUUGGUUAUGAUGACUAUUCUACGAGACCUUGUGAUUAUUCUCGUACAUAGCAACAACCUUUUGGUAGUUAUGUAAGUGAAAAAUCACAAGGAUGGGGGAUAGUUAUACUUCUCAUACGUUCCAAUCUAAUUUCUUGCAGAUGUCUAAUGAAUUCAUGGAUUUGCGACGUACAUGGAACCAGAUUAACUCAACUCCCAACGUGCCGAGUUUCGUACCAAGUGAAACAUAUGAUAAUGUAUUUAGACCUGUUCCGGAUCUUACUUAUGAUCUUUCACCCAUUCAAUGGGAAGAGACAUGGUCUAAAGAACCUAUUGUGAGUAGUAGCGGAAAACGUGUUAACAUAAAGAAACUCUUUAGACAAUAUGAGCAGUUGGAAGAAGAGGGAGCAACGGAAGAGAUUCUUCAAACAAUUUCUAGGGCCAUACAUGAUGAGGUUAACCGCCAUGUUGAUAUGGAGAAGAGCCCCAAGAAGAAGAUUCCGAGGAUGAUGAACCCUUGGAAAAUGUUGAUAAUGAAGGUGCUACUAGCUCAACUCAUGAUCAUAAUGAUCAUUCUCAUUCAAAAGGAAGAAGUUGAGUCUAAAAACACUAAAGUUAUUAAUGAUAAGACUUAUGUUGUGUGUGAGAGCGAUGAUGAUUAUGACUUCUUUGUGAACAACACCCUUAAUUCAGAGAUUGUGAAUACUUUGAAUGAGAAGUCCAUUUGUGACGAAGCACAUAAGGAUUACGAUAAUUUGCUUAUGGAAGAUUCUGAUUUCUUUUCCGAUGAGGAGGACUUGGAUAUAGAAGAAACUGAUGAAGAAUUGCUCGUAAAGAGUUUGAAUGAUAAUUGUGAUUCUUGUGAUGUAGGAGAAUCAAUGGACUUUUUCAGAAGUACUGAGGAUCCCGUAAUGCGUGAGAUUAUGCGAGGUUUGUCUAACCCUUCACAUGAAUCUCCAUCUAAUGAUGAUCCUCCCAAACUUGAAGUAGUUUCUCAAAGAGUUGUUAAUACAUCUUUUAGGAAGAUACCUCAUUUGGGCUGGAAUUAUGUGCUUCUAAAGUUCUUUCCGAAUUUCUUGUUUCCAAGUAUCCACCAUAUGUAUUGAGUCUAACACCAUGUAGGUUUUCCAAAAGGAACGAAUAGAAGUGCCUUCCACUUAUGUUUUGUAUACACUUUCGAAUGUAGAAAAGACUAAGUGUGGAGGUAACUCUCAUGGGAUGAUAGUUUCACUUUUCCCACAAUUUAUUAAUAUUUUUGUGAAGCGAUUGUUGUAUAUGCAGAUUGUUUUGUGGGUGGAUCCUCAAAUUUUCAGAUUGUUGAUAUAUGGGGAGUCUAUUUUGAAUGAUUCUCAUAUGCGUCAAUCAGGUGAACAAUUCCAAUUCUUACUUCCUUGUCUUUUUCAAGUAUUCAUCUUAUUAUUUUUGCAAUGGUUUGAAACAUUGAGGAUAAUGUUUGAUUGAAGUGUGGGGGUAGGGUAUAAUAAGAACGAAAAUUGACGUAUAUAAAACUCCAACUUUAAGAGAUUUUUGAACAAUUUAGAAUAAACACUAGCCUUUCUAAGUAGAUGGAAUUUUUUCUUGACGAUGAGGUAUAUAUUGGCUGAGUCGGGAUUAGAUUCCAACUAAAUAGAUUGUUUAGUGUUUAUCCUCUAUUGUUCAGAAAUAACUAUGAGUUGGAGUAUGAGUUUAUGUAAUUUGUAUAUAAUUUGUAGAGUUUGAUGCCUUUAGUUAAAAAAAAUAAUAAAAAAAUUUGCAUGAUAAACUUCAAAAUCUAGAAACUUAUGCCUUCAGGAUGACACGAAACAAUAUAAGCGUAUGGAACCAUCUUGAUGGCAGGAUUUGAGGAACCCAUUAACUAAAAAAACAGAGCUCGGGUGUUAGAAAUUAUAUGAUAGUUGUUACCAUAUCUCGAAAUCGUCACCAUAUCACU